Molecule: messenger RNA, 2831 nt
Organism: Diorhabda carinulata
Lineage: Eukaryota; Metazoa; Arthropoda; Insecta; Coleoptera; Chrysomelidae
Product: transcription factor HES-4-B-like
Exons: 3
Coding region: 160-1371 (403 amino acids)
Biological process (GO): regulation of neurogenesis; anterior/posterior pattern specification; regulation of transcription by RNA polymerase II
Cellular component (GO): nucleus
Molecular function (GO): RNA polymerase II cis-regulatory region sequence-specific DNA binding; protein dimerization activity; DNA-binding transcription factor activity, RNA polymerase II-specific
Source: RefSeq, a predicted model, not a curated record
AGUUUUAUCUAAAUUAAUGAAUAACAAAGAAUGAUGAUGAAAAAGAAAACAUAUACUCGAAUCCACAACACCUGAUCUCACCGAAGAAAGCAAUACGGCCGUUCUUAAUUCGUUGCCGGAUAAAUCUCGUGCAAGUUGUAUUUGUAAAUAUAUUCCAAUAUGCCAAUUAGUGAAGACGAAAUUGAUUACAACAGAUCACAAGAGCCACAAUCAACAAUGUCUAAGGCAGAAUUAAGAAAAACUCAUAAGCCUAUUAUGGAAAAAAGAAGAAGAGCAAGAAUAAAUCAUUGUCUUAAUGAAAUCAAAACUCUAAUUUUGGAAGCUAUGAAUAAAGAUCCUUCACGUCACACGAAACUCGAAAAAGCAGAUAUCCUGGAAAUGGCCGUAAAGCACCUCCAAAACGUUCAACGUCAACAACUAGCUAUGGCGAUGGCCUCAGAUCCCACUGUUUUAAGAAAAUUCAAGACAGGUUUCAACGAGUGCGCAGCUGAAAUAGAUAGAUAUAUGAACCAAAGUGACGGCGUCGACAACUCUAUGAAAUUAAGAGUAGUAAAUCACCUCCAAAAAUGUAUAGGAGGCAUAGAACAAGUGGCGCAAUUUUCUUUUGGUAACGUUUCGUUUGUAUCUGGAUCGUCUACAUCUCAAAUUGGAUCCAAUACGGGAGAUCAAAACAAUAAUCCCCGUAUACAGAUUCCUCAAGGUAUACAGUUAAUACCGAGUAGAUUACCGAGUGGAGAAUUGGCGUUGCUUGUUCCAAAUUCCAGAAACAUCAAUUUUUUUCCGACAAAUCAAAGACCAAGCGCUUUCGCAACUGUGAUACCCUCUUCAACCGCCGACGCGUCAAAACCCUUAAGUCCUCCCGUCAGUCCUGUUAUUCAAGAUGAAUUGAUAACGCGUAGCCGAUCACCACAAGGUUUUAGACCGGUUGUAUCCACUAAACACUACAAUGAAGAUCAUCAAGUUCCCCAAAUAACAUCAACGGCCGCUCCUUCAAUGGAAGUUAAGUCUCUAAAGUUCCCAAUCAAUAAAAGAUUAGAUUCUCCUAAAAAAAUCGGAGAACCUCUCUGCAUAAUUACUAAUCAAGCUGAAAGAUAUAAACAAGCACAAACGAGGGAAGAUUCAGCACAUUUCGAAGAAAAUAUAACGAGAGGAGUAAAAAGGAAGUGUCCAGAAUCACACGGAUUACUAACUAUGGUAAAUGAUGGUUUCUUUCACCCGCCUGCUCCAAAAGUAGUUAAAACUCAGUUAUUAACUCCAGAUUGUAAACCAUCGUCUAGUUUUUGCGAUGAUGAUGGUAAAAAAAUAAAGCAGGAAUCACCUAUUUCUAAAGAAUCUUCCGAUUCAGCUAAUGACAUGUGGAGACCUUGGUGAUAUAGAUUUCAUUUAAGAAUUUACAAUAGGAAAACAUGUAAUGUUACAUAAUUUCGUGUCUUAUUUUUAUAAAUAAGAUUUGGUUUAUUUGCAAUAAUCAACUGUAAACGCGUUCGAAUUGGAUAGAAGUAAUUUAAUUUUUUCUUCAAUUAUUUUUGUUUAAGUAACCUACAAUAUCUAAUACUUUAAUUCAUCUUAUCAAUAAACUGAAUCAUAGAAACUGCGAACGGACAUCUGCUUGAAGCGAAUGAAGAUUCAUCUUCAUUGGUAAAGUGUGUUUUCAUCUCAUUCCGAGGAAGUUUAUGGUGAAAAGUGCAUAAACUUGUGCAUGUUCAUUUAGCACGUUUGCAAAUGGUGCACGGCUUUUCCUGAAGGUUGCGUGGAAGUCACGAUGAAGUACAGAUUAGAAGACCGCCGGUAGCGGAUUCGAUUGUCUAGAACAUCAACAACGAACUGCUCAAAGAUCGGAGGGUUCGUUCGUGUUCGUGAACUUGUUAAGCACAUUCUUGAAGCUUCUCAUGGCACAAUUGAAAGAACUUUAAUAGAAACGUUGAGUUAUGGAAAGGUGAGUGCACGUUAGCUCUGACGGCUCCUGACUGACGCCUUGACAAGGAAAAGUUGUUAUAUGAAACGUGUGCAUUCCGAAAUAUCGUCAGUAGUAUCACUGUGGUUCAUUGCCAUAGAAGGAAUUCAAUCGAACGCAGUCGGCAGAGGAAAGAUUAUGACUCGGAAAAAGAUAUUCAUUAUCGAUUUUUUGCAACCUGUCGCGACAAUUAACACCUAGAUAGAUAUUAUGAAAAUAAUUCGGAAUUACUGGAGAGGACGACAUUUGACCCCACGUCGCUCCUCAAACACGGGAAAUUUUGAAUAAAUUUGAGUGGAUUUUCAUGUCCCAUCCUACGUACAGCCCGUACACAGCCCCCAGCGAUUAUUAUCUCUACCCCAAGUUAAAAUAAAACUUCAAGAGACUCGAUGAAGUCCGAGCAAACGUCAUAUAGGAAACUUCAACUUAGAAAUACUAAAACUGGAGCAAUGCCUUGGAAAGACGUGUAAACGUUUUCAAACUAAUAACAAUGAACAAUGUAGCCUAUAGCAUCCCCAAAUAUAGUUUACAAAUGAAGUCAUAAUGCUAGUGCUGCUAACUGAACCGAAGUAAUAAAAAUCAAAAGUUUUCUUAGGUUUUAUUUUGUAGAUUUUGGUUUUAGGUACCAAUAAUCUAGCUGAUUAAUUUCGUUUUUAUUUGUUAGAUUUGUUUACUGCAUAAUUAUAUUAUCAUAUACUAGAUAUUGUUCAUAUAUUAACGAAACGAAAUAUUUUCAAUGUGUUGAGAAAAUUAAAAGUUGGAAUUCAUCCAAUUCGAAUGCGCCCGAGGUAGAAAUUAGGAAUACAAAACACAGUUUUUAUACCGAGCUUUUAUAUAUACUCUCUCUAAUUUGUGGCUGUGAUAUUGAUAUUUUUCG